This is a messenger RNA of Pneumocystis jirovecii RU7, 2034 nucleotides long. RefSeq lists its product as uncharacterized. Gene Ontology annotation, molecular function: calcium ion binding; L-aspartate transmembrane transporter activity; L-glutamate transmembrane transporter activity. Gene Ontology annotation, biological process: malate-aspartate shuttle; L-glutamate transmembrane transport; aspartate transmembrane transport. The record is from RefSeq and is a predicted model, not a curated record. The transcript is spliced from 6 exons. Lineage: Eukaryota; Fungi; Ascomycota; Pneumocystomycetes; Pneumocystales; Pneumocystaceae. Bases 1 to 2034 code for a protein of 677 amino acids.
AUGUCAUCUUUAGAUCAGCAGUCUCUUUUUCAACGGUUCUUAGGUGUUUUUUUUGGAACGUUUUGUGGAAAAUCAGUAGAAGAUCUUCAUAAGAAUACUUUUGAGAAGUAUGCAACAGUGGAACAGCAUGGACAAUUGUAUAUGAAUCUGGAUAAUUUUAUUAAUGCAAUUGUUCCUGAAGAAUACUCUCAUAAAAUUAAACGAGAAGAAUAUUCUUUGAUUUUUAAAGUUGCUGAUGUUAAUAAAAGAGGUCUUUUAAGUCUUCAGGAUUGGAUUUGUUUUGAAAAUUUGCUUGAGAAGCAUGAUGCAGAAAAUGAAAUAGUAUUUAAGUUUUUUGAUCUAAAUGGAACUGGAAAUGUUUCGUGUGAUGAUUUUCGUAAGAUGGUGUUUGAAAAUAAAGCCUCUGAUGUUAUUCCUUUUAGUUGGGAAUCUUCAUCUUUAAGAUCUUAUAUGGGAGAUAUGAAAAAAUGUAAUGUAAUGACUUAUCCUCAAUUCAUUCAAAUGUUGAAAGAUCUCCAAGAAGAGCGCAUAAAUCAGGCUUUCAUGUAUUAUGAUAAGAAAAAUACUGGUUAUAUUGAGCCGGGUGAGUUUUUUGAGAUUAUUAAUAAAACUUAUUCGCAUAAACUAUCGGAUUAUCUUCUUAAGAAUUUGCACACACUUUGCAAUAUAGACGAUACAUCAAAAAUUAGUUAUGCUAAUAUGAGAGCUUUUCAAAAUUUAGUUCAAGAGAUGAAUAUGAUUAAAAGUAUUGUUAGAACAUUAACCUUGAAAUCAGCUGAUGGCAAGAUUACGAAAAAUGAUUUUGUGAAAGAAGUUGAAAAAAUGGAUUGUUCUUCUUUUUUUACUCCUAUGGAAAUUGAUAUUUUGUUUCAUUUUGCUGGUCUAGAUAAUGAUACUGGUCGUUUAAGUUAUCAAGAUUUUAUGAAGGUUUUAGAUUCUUCGUGGAAGAGUUUUAUGGAUCAAAAUAUUAUUGUUUCUAAUAAUGAAUCAAAAAUGAUAGAUAAAUAUACUAAAACGAAAAAGUUCUUUUCAAGUUUAUUAGAAAGUAUUUAUCAUUUUUCUUUAGGAGCUAUUGCAGGAGCAUCUGGAGCUAUUGUUGUUUAUCCUAUAGAUUUAGUGAAGACAAGGGUGCAAAAUGUAAGAACUAGAAUGGCUAGACAAAUGCUAUAUAAAAAUAGUUUUGAUUGUGUAAAAAAAGUUUUAAAAAAUGAAGGUGUUUUGGGUUUUUAUAGUGGUUUAGGCCUUCAGUUAAUUGGUGUGGUUCCAGAAAAGGCAAUAAAACUUACAGUGAACGAUUUAGUUAGGAAUUUAACUAAAAACGAUGAUGGUAGUAUAAAAUUUCAUUGUGAGUUAUUAGCUGGUGCAUCUGCUGGAGGAUGUCAAGUGAUAUUUACAAAUCCUUUAGAAAUUGUAAAAAUAAGACUUCAAAUACAAGGAGAAUUUGUCAAUGCUGCUGAGAAUAUUCCUCGUAGGAAUGCUUUAUGGAUCAUAAGAGACUUAGGCUUUAUGGGGCUUUACAGAGGUGCAUCUGCUUGUUUAUUACGCGAUAUACCUUUUAGUGCUAUAUAUUUUCCUGUAUAUUCUCAUUUGAAGAAAGAUUGUUUUAAAGAAAGUUCGGAAAAAAAGUUAGGGAUUAAAGAGCAUCUUAUUUCGGGUGCAGUUGCUGGUAUGCCUGCUGCUUAUUUUACCACGCCUGCAGAUGUUAUAAAAACUAGAUUACAAGUAGAUGCUAGAAAAGGUGAAACAAACUAUAAAGGUAUUCGGCAUGCCUUUUCUACAAUUAUCAAAGAAGAGGGUUUUACUGCUCUUUUCAAAGGUGGUUCUGCUCGAGUAUUUCGCUCAUCUCCUCAAUUUGCAUGUACAUUAGCUGUAUAUGAAGCAUUGCAAACAUUAUUUUUGAAACAUAAACAUCCAUCUCAUUUAGUUGAUAGUUUAAACGAAGAAAAGGUAUCUUUACCAUAUUUGCGGUCUCAUAAUGCUCUAAAAGUUAUAUUGGAUUUGGAUAUAAAUUUUAAAAAUUAUUUCAAGCCUUAA